Messenger RNA from Salvia hispanica, 1187 nucleotides. Lineage: Eukaryota; Viridiplantae; Streptophyta; Magnoliopsida; Lamiales; Lamiaceae. The record is from RefSeq and is a predicted model, not a curated record.
AUCCCUGAUAGCCCACUACCUCACCAUAUCAGAAAACGAACUUCUUACCGCAAUUACCAUAACACCCCCCACCUUCCUCCUCAGUUCAUCGAUUCACCCCAAUUCGGUUGGCAUUCAUCAUUCUUCUUCGGUUUGAAUCCUCUUUAUCUCAGAUCGGCAUCCCUCAAUUACCCAUCGGCCCGGACGAUUCUACGGCUGACAUCGACACCGACAACCAUAGGUACAUACAUACAUACUAUGCUUUGUGGUGUGCUUACGCUUCACAGUCUGUUUUUGGUGAAGCCCAAACCUAUAGACGAUCAAUGUUUGGAUCGGCGAUGGAAUUGGUUUAAGGGGUGUCUAGGAGCAUUAGAUGGAACGUAUAUUAAUGUACGAGUGCCUAUUGCCGAUGCCCCUCGUUAUCGGAAUCGGAAGGGUCAAAUCACAACAAACACACUAGCCGUGUGUGAUCCACAGCUUCAGUUCAUUUACGUCCUACCUGGUUGGGAAGGAUCUGCGGGCGAUUCAAGGAUUUUACGAGAUGCAAUAAGUAGCCCACUCGGUCUCAAAGUGCCUAAAGGUUGCUACUACCUUUGUGACAAUGCAUAUGCAAAUGCUGAAGGCUUUGUGACACCAUAUAAAGGAGUUCGUUAUCAUCUAAAGGAAUGGAGCCCAGGUAGACAAACACCCCAGACACCGGAAGAGCUGUUCAAUUUAAGACACACAAAGGCCAGGGACGUCAUUGAACGAUCAUUUGCUGUUCUAAAGAUGCGUUGGGGUAUUCUAAGAUCUGCAAGUUUCUACCCGAUCGAUGUGCAGUCUGGGCUUAUUAUCGCGUGUUUCUUGUUACACAAUUUCAUACGAAGUCAAAUGGCGGUUAAUCCAGUUGAGGCGGAAUUGGAUAAUGAAGCCGAAAAUGAGGAUGAAAAUGAGAACGAAUAUGUGGAUGGUGAUCAUAUUAGUAGCGUUGAACCUUCAGCAUCAUGGAACAACAAAAGAGAUGAUCUUGCAAGAGAAAUGUGGGCCGAGAGAAACAAUAGGUAACCGUGGGCGAUCGGGAUGCAUUUGUAUGAGUCCUGCUUGAUGCACUAAGACAAUUUUGUUAUUUCCUUUCUUCUACACUACAUUCGGUAUGGAGCUUCUUGGUAGUUUGUUUUAGUUUUGGUAUGUUGUGUUGAAUGCUUUAUUUGAACCUCAUUUUUAUUUGA